AUGUUCCCCGGUCGGGUCAGGAGGCGACUCCCGGACCAGCGUUGGACAAAAGAUAUAUGGGAUGCGUAUUGUGUAAGACUCAAGGAGUAUCUUACACUUCCCGAGCUCGAUCAAAAAUAUAGGGUCGAUGACCCCGAUCCAACUGAAUCAGAAGAUCCUGAUGAUUUUCUUGCGGCUAUGACACCAGAGAUGUGGGAAAUGCCUCCGUCUAUGUUUUCCGGAGAGUCUCCAUCAGAAGAAGAGAUAUCCGAACUUGUAGGCGGCAAAAGCCUACGACUACACACAUUCAAGUACCCCGAGGCGGGAAUUUCCUACUCUUACGAAGAUUGGAAACAGGGAAAGACAAUCAAGUCUUUCAUUGAGAAAAGGAAAGACUACAGCCGCUCUCCACCCAGUGAACACCAAUACCAGUCUAUAUCCCUACAAGACGAGUUUCGGAAAGACGGCCUACAAGUGAUCGUUCGCAUAUCUAGUAUUGAUCUCACACCGGAGAAUCCAUGCUAUCAGGGUGAUGACGACUUCCACGUUGAUGGUUUGUUAAACGAACACAUUGUCGCUACCUCACGGUACUACUACGACGUGGAAAACAUCACCGAAGCGUAUAUAUCCUUCCAACAAGAAGAUGAACUCGACCCAUAUGAGUGUCGAAUUGGGAUGGAUGCAAUGCACAAAAUCUUUGGUCUUCCAGUUAUAAAGAAUUCCGAAGGAUUCACCUUGUGGACUCCAAGGCUCCAAACUUUAGGCUCCGUGGUCACAUAUCAAGGUCGAUUUCUAGCCUGGGCCAACUCUCUUCGACACAAAAAUAAAUCAUUCUCGCUGGAAGAUGCUACCCGCCCCGGUCACCAAAGAUACAUUACCCUUUUCCUGGUUGACCCCCAUUACCGGAUCUGCUCCACUCGAAAUGUUCCUCCACAGCAACAUGAAUGGUGGCGAGAGUCGGUCCUGGCCAAUGUGGACUCUUUGAAUAGGUUGCCACAGGAGCUGGCGGAUCUUAUCAUGGACGAGACUAAGGACUGGCCAGUUGGUGUAAUGGAAGCAGAGAAAUGGAAACAUGAAUCGGACGCAGAGCGUGAGCGUGCUAGGGAGGUACAAAUUCGAGCAGUUGACUAUUCUGAUUUUGAGGUCCUCUCUUUUUCGGCGAGGAAGACAUUGUAG
Penicillium concentricum is the source of this 1155-nucleotide messenger RNA. RefSeq lists its product as uncharacterized. The transcript has a single exon. The record is from RefSeq and is a predicted model, not a curated record. Bases 1 to 1155 code for a protein of 384 amino acids. NCBI's taxonomy places the organism in Eukaryota, Fungi, Ascomycota, Eurotiomycetes, Eurotiales, Aspergillaceae.